CCAGCUGAGGUGUAUCGUGACAUGUGCAAGCCACCCGAGUGGGUGAAGGCAGGGGACUGCUACGAGCAGGCAGAGAAGGCAGAGGAGGCGGCGCACUGCUUUGCACAGGCGUGGGAAGUGGAGAGAGCGCUUCUAGUGUGCGCCCAGAACCGCUUGUAUACGCUUGGCAUGUCUCUGCUGCAGAACUGGCAGGGGCAGGUGGGAGAAGGGUUGAAAGCAGUCAAAAUUAAACAGGUAGAAAGGCUCCUGCAGCCGCAGGAGCAGCACCGGCUGCAGGGCGGGUGGGAGGAGGGUGAGGAAAAGUGGAGGCAGAGAGAGAAGCUCGUCAGUAGGAAGAAUGCCGAGUUUUUGCAGCAAGCUGCGAUGUAUUACUACAGGAAAAAGAACAAGGGGGAGAUGAUGAGUUUCGUCCACCAGUUCUCUUCCCUGGCAAAGAAACGUCAAUUUCUGGAGCGAAGGGACUUUUUUGACGAGCUGCUGAAGAUUGAGAUUGCCGAGGGGAACAUCGAGCGGGCUGCUGAAAUGAGGCUGAAGAAGGGUGAGAUGGUGGAAGCUGCGAUGCUGUUUCUGGAGCAGGAACGGUGGGGGCGGGCGUUUGAGUGUGCCAUGGGUGCUGCUCGUGUGGCCAGCAUGUGGGCGAAUGGGAACAAGGGAUGGCCGCUGAAUGCACGGGAACGGGAACGGACGCAAGGGGGAGUUGUGGAGACCAGGGAGGUGGAAGGGAAGGUGGAGGUGGGGAAGGAUGCGGGGGCGAUGGUGAGAGUGAAAGGAGAGAAAGAAGAGGUGGUUCCCAGUGUGUGGGAAGGGAGGGUUGAGGAGGAAGGGAGUGAGAAGGAGAAGGAGGGUACAAUAGAAAAUGCAGUGAAGAGUGAGGAGGAGGUAGCAGAGAGAAGCAUGGAAACGGACAUGGAUGCUCUAGAGACGGCAGUUGCCGUGUGGGAGAGGGAGAGGAAGGCGAGAGGGCUGAGUAACGUGAGGAGGGAUGUGGGAGAGGAGAGCACCAUCGGGGUGCAAGGGCAAGGGUUAGGCAGGGGAGCUGGGGGGGGGAAAGGGGAGGUGGAUGAGAGGGAAGGGAUGGAGGCGAUUACCCUGCUAUGGCUCAGGAAUUUUCGUUCACAAGGCUUUAGACAUGGGAAAGAGAGGGGGCAUGAGGACAUGGAAGGUGAGGUGAGGAGAUGGUGGCAGUUGCUUACUCAGUGCCGCUCACACGAGCUACUCGAAAUGAUGGAGAAUGUAGAGCAGGUGAGGACGAGCAAGGGGGGAGAAUCAGCUGUGGUAAAAGAGGGAGCAGAGAUAGGGGGCAGAGGGGAAGGAGGCCAGGGAGAAGAGGCAUUGGUGGAGCAAGGGGGGGAGGAGUUGGGGACUCCAAGGAGGAGCCUUGCUGCUGAGGUGCUGGUGAGCUGGAAGGCUCUCGAGUUAAGCAUCCAGCGAGCUAAGGCGUCCCUGUCUCAGCACGCAAAGACCCCGCCUCUCCCGCACACCACCGCCCCUUUACUCCCUUCUCCCAUCAAGCCUGCUACCAAGCUCCCCUCUCAAACGCCACCAUCCGCACCAUCACCCCCACCUACAUCAGCAGCUCCAGCCAUCCCUCUCCGACCCGCAUGGCAGCAGGGGAGCUCCUCGGGAACUCCACAACAAUUGCAGCAGCAGGAACAGAAGGGAAAAGAAGUGCAGCAGGAGCAGGAGUUGCCGUUUGAGGCGGAAUUGAGUGAGGUGAAGUAUUGGUGGAGGCACUGGAGUGAAAGGGUGGGAAGCAUAGUGUCUGCGCUCCAGCGACUGCAGAGACGAAGGGAGCUGCCCACAGAUGCACCCUGGCUAGAUGCCACCUUCCACCUGCUCGCCGUCUCCUCCCCUUCCUCCUCCUCCUCCCACUCUGCCACCCAUUCUUUCUCCUCUUCCUCUGCUCAAUCACUCCUUGUCGGCCUGUCGUCCGCUCAAUGGCUCAACCCAGUGCGAGCAGCGGUGAAUCGCCUGCCUAAUCAGGGCACGCGGGGGGAGAUAGCGAGGGAGGCAGCAGCCAGGGCAGGUGCUAUCUACUGGGCGAGACAGGCUAGUGAGAUGGUAAAGGAGUUUGUUAGUGUGAAGGAACAAGUGUUGAGAGUUCUGGAGAAAGGGGCGGUUGGUAAGGAGCUGGGAGGAGGGAACAAUUUGGGCACGGCAUGGGCUGUGCCACAGCAGGGGGGUAUGGGGAGUGAUCGGGCGUGGCAGGAGAAGGAGAGGGGGGAGGCGGAGGAUAGGAAGCGAGCGAGAGAGAUGGAUAUGCAGCUGGAGCUAUGGGUUGAGAUCUAUGGCCUGCAGCAGUGUGCUGUGGAGCUGUGUGGGGGGGGAAGAAGCGAGCAGAAGGAGCAGGAAGGAGGGGAGAAGGGCGAGGAGGGGCAAGCCGGAGGGUCAGUUGGAGAGGGGGGGAUAGCUCAGUUGGCAGGGGAGGUGGAGAGGUGGAAGGAGCAGCAGGAGAGAGCGACAGUAAAGCUGCUGGCGUUGCUCUUCCCCGUCACAAGCCCUCUGCCUCGCUCCUUGGCGUUUGUGGUGGGCCGGUGGAGGGAGGACGAGCGCGCACGGACCAUGAUGCAGCGAUGGGCAUGUGCUUGCGUGCAGACAUGCCUGGUGGAGGGGAGGAAGGAAGCGCUGAAGCAGAAUGCCACCCACAAUGCAGCAUGGCAGCAGGAGGAGGUCCUCAAGCCUCUGGUUCCAGUUGGGCUCAUGUCCCAGUUGGUGCAAGUUCUCCCGUAUCUUGGACCUUGGUGGAUGCGCAGGGAGUGUCAGGAGCUGUUAGCGUUGAUGCCUGAUACAAGAGUUGACGUGUGUGCUCGAAUGCUGCUGGCAGGGCAGUGGGAAGAGGAAGCCCUGUCAUUUACCCUCCAGCAUCCUACUCUCCUCUGUGGAACUUUUGCUCUUGACUUGUGGGGUUUCUCUCUCUACCGCACAUACAAGGUGAGUACAUUGGUGCUUCUGUUGCUUCAUUUUGUGUCUGCACGGCUGUGGCAUGACGUAUCCUUCCUUCCUGUUCUGUGUAUGCAGUGGUGCCGCUGGGACCAAAAGGAUGGCUUCGUUUCUUUCCCCACAUUCCUCAACCUGAUCGAGAAGGCAGCAGUCCAUUUGUGUGCCGCCAUCACGAAUCUCGACAACCUCGUCAUCCCCACCUCCCUGGCGUCUCUUCAUCUUGAAGGCCAGCACCAUUCGAGCCUCUGCACGCACAUGCUGCUGUGGAACUUCAACAAGAAUCGGAGAACUCUCACGCAUCUCCAUAGCAAUGUCCUUUCGCUUCUCCUCCAUGCCAUCAUCCGCUUCUUUGUCUUUGAGCCAGAAGCCCUCUUAGGGUGGAUGAACAGAAGCAACAUGUCACCAUCCGACCAUGGUUCAGUCUUCCUCCGUCUUGUCAUCCUCAUCACCUUCUGUGUUUCCAACGUCGGCCCGUCGUUCCGCCAGCCUUUCUUUGACUACAUGCUUGGCCACCUCGCCACUGUGUUUUGUCCCAAAGACAAGCCCCCAAAUCCCUUCGUGCAUACCCUGCCACUGCAACUGCAAAAGGAUCUGGCAACUAUGUCAAGCCGAUCACACGCCCCACCCACCCCGAACCAGUUCUAUGACAAGCUGUGUCGACAUAUGUGGGCCAUGCGAGACCCCUGGGUGCUGUUGAGACGACGGGGCUCAUGGGUAAUUCCCGGGCAUGUCUGGAAGGCUCAGCUGGUUCCAAUAGAUGUGGAGUUUACAAUGGAGGUUGACGGGAAGCAGUCAUUUCCAGUGUUCUCGCUAGUCAAACUGACUGGUUUCCAUGCAGUUUACCCUUUUGGGGGUGGUAGUGCUAUUGUUGACGACACGAGUGUUGAGCAAAGGGAGGUGGGGGAGGAGGUUUCUGGGAGUGUGGAGGAGAGGGGUGAGGAGGGGCCAGGAAGUAGUGAGGGGAAAACGGCUAGAGAAGCAGGCAGUGAAGGGGGUGCUGAAGGUUCCAAAGGGAAUGAUAUGGAGGAGAGGAUGGAUGAAGGAGAUGGCGGGGGUAUGAAUGAGGGGACCAAGGAGGUGGAGCAGGAGUUGAAGAACGCGCAGCUGCAGAGUGAUGCCAGGGAGGAGGUGGAUGGGAUCAAGAUAGCUGUGUGGAUUUCUCAACAAUUGCGGAACUCCAUGCACCAGGCCCGGGAGCGGCUGCAGCAGGAGCUGUCGCCACUCCAGCAGUGCAGCAGGGAAGCGCGGAGGGUCUUGACGGGCACGCUGCAAUCAGUCGGCCUGAGUGAGCGUGCCUUCUAUCUGCAGGAAUACGAGGAGCAUGCGUGCCCUGUCAAGGUGGAGACAGACGCCUUCCUGGUGCUGAUUCACGAGGGGGUGAGGCAGCUGAAGCAGGUGCUGCAGCAGGAGGAGCCAGGCACAGGGCAGGGCCAGCAGAGGGGGCAAGGGCGUGCACUGUCGGAGGCAGAGGCGGAGAAGCAUGAGGAGCUGCUGGAGCAGGCGCUGGACGCUGCUGAGUCACUUGAAGCUGCCACUUCUGUCAUCCACCACUCCCACUCCGGCCAUGUGUCUGCAUCUGUGAAGUGGCUGCACAGCACAGCCAUCGCCCCGCUCUCCGACCUCCUCUCCCAGCACAAGUCCCUGGAGAACCCACUGAAGAAGCUGCUGCACACCACAGAAAAGAAAGGGGAUGCAGCACAGGCUGCUUCUGGCAAGGGUGGGAGCGGAGGGGCCAAGCAGGGAGGAAGCAGCGGUGUGAGUGAGUCUGGUGGAGGGAAGGGGAAGGGGAAGAAGGGAGGAGGGCGCGGUGGAGGGAAGGAUGGUGGGGGGGUUGGUGGGAAAGGAGGGAAGAAGCAGCAGAGGGGCAAGUCUAAGAGGUAGUAAGGCCUGGAGGCUGGAGCCAGGGUAUGCGGUCCUUGUGACAUCCCCUCUUGUACUGUCUAGUGCAGGUAUGGCUAGCUGCCUGCAUGCCUCCCGAGUCCCAGCAUAGGCUACCUUCCAGGUUUGCCUUCAUAUAGCAGAAUAAAUGCCAUUCCAGUUUUCCUAACUCUUGCUGGAUAAGGGCUGUUGGGUUGAUGACUGUUGGGCUGAGAAAAGCCCUUAGGAUCUUUCCAGAGACUAAGUCCCAGUUGAGGAAUGAGACUUGAGUAGUGCAGCGGAAGUUGAGUAGUUGAACCCUUGUACUAGUAUAUGAGAACAAGU
Messenger RNA from Closterium sp. NIES-67, 5142 nucleotides. The record is from the annotation of a GenBank genome assembly. Lineage: Eukaryota; Viridiplantae; Streptophyta; Zygnematophyceae; Desmidiales; Closteriaceae.